Bacidia gigantensis is the source of this 1461-nucleotide messenger RNA. RefSeq lists its product as uncharacterized. The transcript has a single exon. The coding region runs from base 1 to 1461 and encodes 486 amino acids. The record is from RefSeq and is a predicted model, not a curated record. Gene Ontology annotation, molecular function: catalytic activity. Lineage: Eukaryota; Fungi; Ascomycota; Lecanoromycetes; Lecanorales; Ramalinaceae.
AUGUCGGAGUCACCGCUCCUGGGACAGAAUCCAGGCGAAUAUGAGAGUCAUGUUCAACCCUUUCUCGAUCAUCUAAAGCGCUCGAGCAACACAGUCAAGAAGCAGUUCGACAAGGCCGAAGGCCGCAAUCUUUUCGAGACCUCUUGUGAGGUUGACAACUUUCGCGUCGGGAUCGGUGAGGAUAUUCUCGGCAGUUGUUUGCCAGAGAUAGAGGCUGCGCAGCAUGAGGUCGUCAUUGUCACUUGUUUUUGGGCAAAAUCCGCAUCUCAACAAAAUCUGGCCGCUUCACUGCAAAAGCUAGCGGAUCAAGCGAAGUCUGCAAAGCGACUCGUAUCUGUCAAGCUGUGUUUUUCGUCUUUGUCGCUCUGGCAAAAGCUGACACAUACCUCGUCUGUCAAUGGUCAGACAUACCCGUCGCAUACAUGGAGAAGUACUUUCGGCCUUCCCCAAGAAACCGAUCUCGUCACGACCGGUCCAGACGGCGCGAUCGGAGUAAAACUGAGUAUCAAAAGUAUCUUCGUUAGGCCUUUCAGCGUCAUGCACCCGAAAUUCAUCAUCAUUGAUCGCCAGCGUGCUUUCUUACCCAGUUGCAAUGUGAGCUGGGAGAAUUGGUUUGAAGGAUGUGUCAAUCUGCGAGGCUCGGUAGUUGCAUAUUUUUUGAGAUGUUACAGCCAGUUCUGGGAACAGGGAGACGACGUAAAUAGAGUCGACGAUGCUGCGGUAAACGGACAUAGCACAGAUCGAGGGAUCCAGUCAGGCAGCCUAGGCCAGGAGCACCAAUCCGUGCCUACCCUCUUCUUACCAUCGCCCCACUCCUCCAAUCCCUACUUCCGCCCAACGUUCUUCCUGACGGCACCAGAACCACCACCAACUCCGCUCAACAUAUUUAUGCUCACCAGUUUUGCUAAUGCGAAGCGUUCCAUUUACCUACAGACUCCAAAUCUCACCUCACCCCCAGUUCUGUCAGCUUUAGUCUCGGCGCUUGAACGCGGCGUCGAUAUCGACAUCAUUACUAGCAGCCGUAUGAUGUUACUGGAACAACUUCUUACGGCCGGCACAACUACCGAAAUAUGCGUAGGCUCCCUGAUCCGGCGUUAUCAAAAGCUCGUUCGCACGCACCUUACACUCAUGAACCGUCCAGAGAGCAUUGAGGAAGGAUUGAGUAGACCUGGACGAUUGAGCAUAAAAUAUUACAAGCCUCAGACCAGUACCUCUGGGAAGAUCAAUGAAAAGGAGCCAGUCAAAUCCCACCUCAAGCUUACUAUAAUCGAAGAUUAUGUGGUGGUACUAGGUAGUGGAAAUAUGGAUCGCGCGUCUUGGUACACUAGUCAAGAACUGGGUAUCGCAUUCUUUUCUUUUGAAAUGGCGCAUCGUGUUCGAGGAGAGGUAAGGAAAUGGUUGGAAGAUGGACGGCUUGGAAAGGAGCUUGUCAAAUCUGAUAAAGCGCUCUUGAGGCCAUGA